Parasteatoda tepidariorum (common house spider) is the source of this 5502-nucleotide messenger RNA. RefSeq names its product toll-like receptor Tollo. Lineage: Eukaryota; Metazoa; Arthropoda; Arachnida; Araneae; Theridiidae. Gene Ontology annotation, molecular function: signaling receptor activity; protein binding. Gene Ontology annotation, cellular component: plasma membrane. Gene Ontology annotation, biological process: signal transduction. The record is from RefSeq and is a predicted model, not a curated record.
CAGAAGAGCGGAUCCUGUGUUUGGUUUCUCUCCCUGUGAAACAGCCGUUAGGUGGCGAUACGAUCCCUUACCAUAAAUUGAGGCAUGUUUCCCGGAGACUGGACAUUCAAAAUCUGAACGUCGUAUCUACCUGUUUUUUCCAGGGGACUUAUCCGGAACAUUCUUACUUUCCCGAACAUUUAUUGUUCUACUCUCGGACUAUAUUAAAAAGUGGAUUCUAAUUUAGAUCGUGUUUAUGGUUUUGUGGGAACUAUUAGAUCUGACGUAAAGUUUGUUUUUGAAUAGCACGUGUGCUGUUUUGAAGAAAAAAUUUGAAAUAUGUUCCAAGAACGCAAAUAAAAGGCAUUCUAGAACAAGAAAUGAAAUAAAAGCUCCAAACAUCACUAGAAAGAAUCAUUAAUGGAAUUGAAAAGUUCGUGAUUUCUUUACAAGUAUGUUAUUUGAAUCGAUUUCUCUGGAAAAAGAAAAGAAGUGGUAAAAAUAGAAGGAAAAAAAAGACUACCUAUAUCGACAUUUUUCUUGCUCCGGGAAAUGAAACAAAAUCACAUGACUCACGAAAUUGCUUCAAAAAGCUAUAAGAAAAUGCUAACUCCAAAUACUACUAUUCCUAAACCAAUCAAGAAUACUUGGGUAUUUUUUUAAAGAAAAAAAUAUAUGUAUGGAUUUAAGAUGGAAAGAUGAAUACUAAACUCGCAAUGGUGCGUGAUGAAUAUUUUCAGCUGUUUUUAUUCAGAAUAUCUUCAAUGAAUAUGUUGAAAUUAUUUUAAAUAAUUCAAUAUUCAACAGAAUUACACUCAAAAUGAAAAUGAAAACAUUUGAAUGCUACAAUCGAAAUGAAGGAAGAAAUUUUACUUUAACUUUCAAUACUAAUACAAGUCUUGCAUAUAAGAUGACGCACACGUAAUUAUUGCUUGUAUACUAGAAAGGGAUAGUUCUUGAUUAAAGACUAUGAAAGUCUACUGUAAAUGUAGAGAUUUUCAUGGUACUCGCAGCAAUGAACAUUCACUAAAAAAUGCUUUUGCGAACUCUCAGUUAAUGUGCCUUACGUUUUUUGAUAGAGUGAUCUUACCUCACGUUGCUUCCAUUGGAAGUAAAAUAAAAACGACACAUUUUGUGUUUUGCUUAUUGUGCAUUUUGUGCAAUCUAACCAGCGCACAAGUUUUUGCUAAAGAAUGCGACUUAACAAAUAUAGAUGAAGAAUCCACCAUGACCUGCAGAGUCAGGAGUUGGCAAAGUAUAAGUAAAAUUGGAGAAACUGAUUCCGACCCGCCUAGCUUCAUCAACAUAUUUUGUGAUGGUAACAAUAAAGAUCAUUCGGUAUCAAAUGGUACAUUUAGCAAGUUAAGUAAUGUGAAGUCAUUAUCCAUUGAAGGUUGCAGCAUUCCGAAUUUUCCAGAAGCCACUUUCUGGGGCUUAACGAAUCUAGCCAAUUUAACAAUACACUUAAAUAAAACUAAUUCCAAACCACUUACUUUUAGAGGAGACACUUUCGCAGGACUACAGAAACUAUAUAAAUUGCAACUUGAUCAUAAUAAUCUCGUCGUUUUGCCAGCAAACUUAUUUUGCAACUUAGAAAAUCUAAAUAUUUUGAACCUUACCAAUAGCGAAUUAGACGAUGCCAGAAAUAUAGGCUUAGGAUCAAUAGAGACUACGAAAUGUUUAUCUGAUCUUAUCAUUUUAGACUUAUCUUACAAUAUAUUAAAAAGCAUUCCUGAUGGGAUAUUUUCCUCCCUAGUGUCAUUAAAGGUCCUUUAUUUAAACAACAAUCAGCUGUCUGAACUCUAUCCCUAUGCGUUCAGUGGCCUUAGCAGACUGCAGAGUUUAGAUUUGUCCAAUAACCGAAUCAGUCAUCUACCGGAACAAAUAUUUCAGCAGUCAACCGACAUUUUGGAGCUUUAUCUUCAGAAUAAUUCUCUCAGUUCGUUAACGCCUCGAGCGUUUCAAGGCUUAAGGCAGCUGGUGGGAUUAAAUUUGAGUUAUAAUUCCCUAGAAAACGUAAUUUCAUCUGAAACUUUAGCGGAUUUAAGUCGUUUGUUUGUCCUGGAUUUGAAUCAUAACAGGUUUCAAGUUAUUACGGAGACGAAUUUCCAUUUGAUAAGAAGCCUCCAAAUACUUUAUCUAAGCUACAAUGCAAUUCAUAAUAUUAGUGAUAAUUCCUUUGCAUCCCUGAGAAAUCUUCACACGUUGACUCUUUUAGGAAAUAAACUAAAGUAUGUUAAUGCGAACACUUUUAAGGGAUUGGAGUCUUUAAAUUAUCUGUCUUUGAGUAAUAAUGAUAUAACAGGCAUACACCCACUGGCAUUUUCUCAUUGCAAGUCAGUCCAAAACUUAAAACUCAGAUCUAACAAAUUAGUUGAUUUUCCGAAAUCCAUAAAUGAUUUAACACUUUUAAGGCACCUCGACUUAACUCACAACAAAAUUUAUAACAUCAGCAAUGCAACAUUUCAGGGCUUGAAAAAAAUUGUCAGCUUGCACAUGGCGAAAAAUCAAAUCGGCAACUUGACGAAAGGCUGCUUUCAAGAUCUCUCGUCACUGAAGACUCUUGACUUUUCUAACAAUAAAAUAAUGUCUUUGGGACACAGCUUGUUUGACGAUGUCCCCGAGUUAAGAGUUGCUAAAUUUAACGACAAUCAUUUGACCGAUAUAAAUGGACUUUUCAUGAACUUACGGUACCUUCAUACUCUGAAUGCAUCCCGAAAUAAUAUAACAUGGUUUGAUUAUGCACUUGUACCAACAGAUCUUAAGAUUUUGGAUAUACAUCAAAAUGAAGUGGAUGGAUUGGGAAAUUACUUCGAAUUGGAACAACUUAUGCAUUUAAGGAAUUUAGAUGCUUCGUACAAUAUUAUCAGAGAGUUAACAACAGCUUCCCUUCCAAACAGUAUAGAAAUCGUGUCGUUUCGAUGGAAUAGAAUAACAGUAAUUGGACCAUUCACUUUUACUGCAAAAACCAAUCUCUCAUUUGUUGAUCUUACAGGAAAUGCAAUUAGCCAUCUUGAUAUCAAUGCAUUCCGGCUUAAAAGUAUACCAAUGAACAAUCCCUUGCCUGAGUUUCUACUUUCAAACAAUACAUUAACUUGUGAUUGUACAAUGGAAUGGCUCCUGCGCAUGGAAAGUAAAGACGAAACGCGCCAGUAUCCUAUGAUAACAGAUCUUGGCGAUGUCAUGUGCAAUGUAACGUUGCCUCGGCAGAAUGCAGUAUUGCCGAUGUCAGUGACUAAACCCUCAGAUUUUUUAUGCAAAUACCGCAUUCAUUGUUUCGCUCUCUGUCAUUGCUGUGAAUUCGAUGCUUGCGAUUGUGAAAUGGUGUGUCCAGAAAAUUGUACAUGCUACUCUGAUCAAACUUGGAACACUAACAUGGUGGACUGUAAUCUUAGAGGAUAUUCUCAUGUACCAAAUAGAGUUCCCAUGGACGUGACAGAUCUUUAUCUUGACGGCAAUGAUAUGAGCCAUAUUGGAAGUCAUUCUUUUAUCGGGCGCAAAAACUUACGGGUUCUUCAUCUCAACAACAGCAACAUUCACAUAAUUAGGAACAGAACAUUUAAUGGACUUCAAAACUUGUUAGUUCUACAUCUAGAAAAUAACCACAUUCCUGUGAUAGAAGGCCAUGAAUUUAAAAAUUUGACUAAACUUCAAGAACUUUAUUUGUCCCAUAAUCGGUUGAAAUCAAUCCAGCACGACUCUUUUAAGCAUUUGAAGUUCUUACGCGUACUUUAUUUGGACCAUAACCAGAUUUCAGAGUUUAAUAUUUGGGUCUUGAAAUACAACCGAGCACUAUCCAAAGUAAAAGUGGGCCACAAUAAAUGGAACUGUGAAUGUGCUUUUAUAGAACGGUUUAAAUAUUGGAUGGUCAAACACCCCAAUGCAGUUGUGGAUCAAGGUAGUUUGCGUUGUAUUUAUAACAAUUCAACAACAAUGCUUCUUUUUGAAUACAGCAAUUCUUCCUGUUCCAAUUUCAGUGUAAUACCCUUUACGUCUGCUGAGUUUGUGGAGGAAUACAUGUCCAUUGUGAUCUUAGUACCCAUGCUGAUAGUCCUCAUGCUAACUGCGAUAUUUUUUGCCUGGAAAUAUCGCAACAAUAUGAAAAUGUGGAUCUACAACAAAUAUGGUGUUAAGCUGUUCGAGAAAGGAGAUUAUCCGGCAGAGAAUGAAAAGCUGUUUGACGCAUUUGUAUCCUAUUGCAAAAAAGAUGAAGCUUUCGUUACGCAAAUGGUUGCACCGGAAUUGGAAUGUGGUGUGCCAUCUCAAAGACUGUGCUUAAGGUAUAGAGACCUUCCCGCCUCUCGGUACAUGGCAGAAACUAUUUCAGAAGCUGUUGAAUGCAGUUCCUGCAGCAUCGCAGUCAUAUCUGAACAGUAUUUGAAGAGUGAAUGGUGUCUCUUUGAGCUAAAGGCAUGCCACCAUGAAAGUCAGUGCAACCGCCGACACAAAAUUAUCAUUAUUCUUUUGAACAAAGUAGACUUCAAAGAGUUAGAUGGUGAUGUAAGAGCUUGUUUCAAAGCUGCAGUGAUAAUACAUUGGGGUGAUAGGCGCUUUUGGGAAAAACUCCGGUUUUCUCUGCCCGAAGGCAGGAGCCACAAGCAUCUUUCAGAUUAUUCGGACAAUAAGCUUUCAACGACGCUCAGAAGAUCUUCAAUGUCGAACUCUGUUAAACUUGUGUGAAUGCGAGAUUUUUUUAAAUCAAACUAUUGUGUUGUUUGCUUAAAUAUCUAUCUGCUGUGUAUUUUUAAAAUGGUGUGUAUGUACAGUUAAAUAUAUAAUAAAAAAGAUUUGUAAAUUAUAUAAGUAUAAAUGAUAAAAGAAAUGUAAGUGCUUUAAUCAUGAUGAAUUUGAAUUAUUAACUGAACAAAUUAGAAUUGGAUUUUGAUAAAAUCAUAUGAAGCUGAGAAUUUAUGUUAUUUUAGUUUUAAGAAGAAUAAAAGUAAAUAUUUAAAAUGAAGUACUUGGGGCAAUAUAGUGAUAAGCCACAAUUUUUCCAAGAGUAACGCUUUUCCAUCAAACUCUUCCUUAAACAGAUAGGUACUUAGUAAUUUGCAAAGAUGUCUUCUGGAAGACAUUAAAAUGAGAGACAUUUUAUUGUCUACUAGGAAAUCGUGAUUUUUUUUUCUAUAACGUGAGAAUCAAUAACGUUCUUAAAAUUUCGUGAAUUGGGCUUAUAGCUAUAUUGUUUCAAACUUUUCAUUUAAAGGUUGCUUGAAAGACACGUGUCUAAUAAUGAUGAUAAUCUUAAGGGUCCACAUUUUUCAAUAUUUACUAUAAAAUGUUUUAGAAGUUAUAUGUAAAAAUCUUAUUUACCGCUACAAUUUCCAUUAAUUGCAAUGAAAAUUGCGUUUAGAUAAAUUUUAAUUGAAUUCCGUCAUACUGUAAUUGCUUAAUUUUAAAUUAUAAUUGUAUUUAUAUUCAGUAAUAAAUAAGUUCCUUUCUUUUGGAAUUUGAUGUAUUUAAUAUACAAAUUAAUUAAACUAAAAUUGAAUCAUACAGUAAUUUCAUUUGGUUAAAAAAACG